Messenger RNA from Brenthis ino (lesser marbled fritillary), 2547 nucleotides. The record is from the annotation of a GenBank genome assembly. NCBI's taxonomy places the organism in Eukaryota, Metazoa, Arthropoda, Insecta, Lepidoptera, Nymphalidae.
AUGACUGAAAGAGGAUAUGAUGGGGAACAGUCAUCUGCAUGGGAUAUUCCUGGUCCGUCGUCUAUAGCUGCAAUUUUGGAUACUGUUUAUACAUCUCCCGCUUCUGACAACAUAAUACGGAGUGAUGAAAUGGAUUGUGAACCAUUGUUUGCUGAAAGUGAUGAUGAUGUAGAAGUUUUACCUGUUCCUAUUGAAGAAGUUAUGUCGCAAAUUCGAGGGCCAAUACCAAAGAGUGCAAUGUCAAAUUAUGUUAAUUCAACAUCACCAAUCCAACCAUUAUCGCAUCCUGUUUCUGCAUAUACACCCGUUCCAGAAGAAUAUCAGCCACUACCAGAUAGUUCCAGUUCUAUAGACUAUGUUCUUGGAAGGGGUAACUCUGACAAUACUAUUUCGAAUAAUCCUGGUUACAGUGAUAUUAAUAUGCGUUAUCAACCUAAACCAGCAAAUCAAAGUGGUUACUUUUACUCAAAUUAUCCACCCAGUCAUUACGCAAGUGUAAGAUCAACAUCUCAGUAUGUAGUUUCUCCAUACUCUACUAACAAUAGGAUUGUUGUUGGUGAUGAUAGAAAUUACUUGCCAAUAAAUUAUACAUUGGCUGCAAAUCAGGCCCCUGUACCAGAUAAUAUUUCUCAUAUGGGAUAUGAACAAAGACAACCUAAUAUAAAUGAUCCUGUCACUCGUUAUUCUGGUAAUGGGAGUCAAAGUCAAGCAAAUAGCUUAGAGAGACCUAGCCGCCAAUUAAAUAUAUCCCCUGGUAGAAAGCUAUCUAAAGAAAGUGAAGCAAACCCAAAUUUGAUAGAAGUUAGUUCCGAGGAAGAGGAAAAUCCAUCCACAACUAGUAGACCACAGCAUCCAUCCACAACUAAUAGUAAUGUCAAUUUAACUAGAGCACACUCAAAUUGCAAUAGAUCUGUUGAUUCAAGCUCAGAUGCAUUUAUAGAUGUAAAAAGGGAACCUCAAAAUCAACCUAGUACUUUACCUAACAAUGUCAGGCAAAAUGCAACUCAAAGUCUUCACACAAAUAGGCCAAACCAAGUUAACUAUAUUCAAGCGCACAUACAUAAUCGGCCUCCCUAUGUUCAUCAGCACAUUAUCAAACAGGAGAAUAUCCCAAAUCGUAAUAAUGCACAUGUAAAUAAUCAAAGAGUAUGCAUACAUCAUAUUGAAAAUACUAGAGCUCAUAGGUCUAAUCCAAAUUAUCAUAGUGGAUCGCAUAACCAAACUCCUCAUAUUCGUAGGAUAUCACAAGAUAAUCAAAAUCCUACUAUAGUGAAUAUUAAACAGGAAUAUCGUCAACCAGUUGUUAAAACUGAAAAUGUAGAAAGAGAUAGUAGCAGUAAUACAGAGCCUAAUACUGGAAUUGUUAAAGUUGAAUCGCUUGAAUCUGUCACUGUCAAGACUGAACCUGUGUCCAGCCCUCAGAACAGUGUAACUAGUGACAGUAAUAGUACUACUCAGGUCAAAAUAGAGAAAAUAGAGUUUCAAGAGCCAAGAAGACCAAAAGAAUCUUCUCCUCAACCUGGUACUAGUUCAGGGAGAAAUGUGUCACAAUCUGAAAGCUCUGCUACAAGUCAAAGCACUAGUACCGAACAGGUAAGUCCACCAAGUAGUUCAAAUGCAUCAAGUGCUAGCAGUGGGAAUGUGUUAUCUGCACCCGACUUACAGUUGGAUUGGGUGUCUGAUUCUAGUUCAGACAAUGAUAUACAAGUUUUGGAAGAUCAAAAUAGACAAGUGAUAGACCUGACAAACUCGCCGGGACGCAACGCGCCCAGCGAGGGCUCUGCGCCGGAGGCGGGGCGCUCGCCGCGGCCGCUGUUCGAGGCGGUGCCGCACAGGGACCCGCCGCCGCAGAUAUAUCACACGCCUCCCAUACUACCUGGGAAUCCCAUGUUGCAGAGACGGAAUAGUGACUUAAAUAAGCCAAGCGAUGGCCCUAGCGGCAGGCUAAGGGCCGUUGACAAGUGGCUAGAGCUAGCGAAUGCGCUCAACUUGGACACGACGGGGACUUCCAAGCCGGUAGAAAAGUGGAAAAAGGUUGGACCACCUGAGCCACCCGUAGCAUCGAAUUUGGGCCUUCUGCCAGUAGCAGUGUCACCCACACCAAUGGAGCAAGUUGUCCAAGUUGAGAGCAUUAUUGAAGAGUGGAACAAGCCUGGGGAAGGUGGCCAAUCGGUAAGCACGUUCCAAACUGAUAUGGUGGAUAAUAGUGCCAUCUCCCCCACAACACACCACGCCAUCAGCCCUCAACGGCACACCGCACCGCGACGCGCGAUCAGUGGGCGCCGCCGCUUGCUACGUUCGCCGGCACCAGCGCCCCCUCAUAGUCGUCGUGUUCCUCGGAGGCACUUUAAUGCCACCGAGCAAUUUUUAAACAGCGACGAGCACUGGCGGAAUUUGGCAACACAGUUUGUCACUGAGCAUGUAAGGCUGCGAGAAAGAGAGCUGCAACAACGAGAGGUGAAGCUCCAGCAGCAGUCUCAGUGGCAAACUCUGUUUGCCAAAUUAAUUAAUUUAGGGGAAAUUAUAGCAAAUAAAAUAAAUAGUAAA